Messenger RNA from Nestor notabilis (Kea), 1341 nucleotides. RefSeq names its product Kruppel-like factor 10 (gene KLF10). Gene Ontology annotation, biological process: regulation of transcription by RNA polymerase II. NCBI's taxonomy places the organism in Eukaryota, Metazoa, Chordata, Aves, Psittaciformes, Psittacidae. Gene Ontology annotation, molecular function: DNA-binding transcription factor activity, RNA polymerase II-specific; RNA polymerase II cis-regulatory region sequence-specific DNA binding. The transcript has 3 exons. The record is from RefSeq and is a predicted model, not a curated record. Bases 1 to 1341 code for a protein of 446 amino acids.
AUGGAGAUGAUGACUGAGAAACAGAGAGACAGUAGGUAUUUCUGGAACAAGACUCCUGAAAAAAGCGAUUAUGAGGCUGUAGAAGCGCUUAUUUCUAUGAGCUGCAAUUGGAAAUCAGACUUCAAAAAACAUGCAGAAAUGAGACCUAUAACUCCAGCAUCUGAUAUGUCAGAAGAGAGCGAUGAGACCUUGCUUCCUGGAGCAGCGGACUUCAAUGCGAUACCAGCUUUUUGCCUGACCCCCCCUUACAGCCCUUCUGACUUGGAGAUGUCACAGGUGGUCAGCAAGUCGCUGGCCGAGGGUGCCAAAUCUCCUCUGCCUGCUGUGCCUCGGAGAGAGGCAGAGAGGCCUCCAGCAGCUGGGCCCCUGAAAGCUCAGGUGACAAGCGUUAUUCGCCACACAGCCGAUGCCCAGCUUUGUAAUCGCCAAACCUGCCCGGUGAGAACAGCCAGUGUGCUGAAAUACCCGGAUGGUGCUUCGAGGGAAGCCAGCAGUAAGCAAAACCUGGAAGCAGAGCAUGCAGAGUGUUCCGCCGUGGUGCUGAGCAGAGCCAGUGAUGAGAGCGGAGAGCUGCCGGUGGUGGAAGGGAGAACUGCAGAAACAGCCGUCGCUCCGGUGCCCCUCACAAAGCCCUUGGUCAGCAGCAGGCAUCAGGCUGUGCCAGUGAUCCCGUCGUGUCCUGCCCAAGGCAGUGGAGCCCCUCCUGUGCCCGUGAUUUGCCAGAUGGUCCCUCUGCCCGCGAGCAACAACGUUGUGACAGCUGUGGUGCCCAGCGCUGUGCCAAGCCAGCAGCCGGCUCUGUGUCAGCCCAUGGUCUUCAUGGGCACCCAAGUUCCCAAGGGUGCUGUAAUGUUUGUUGUGCCCCAGCCAGUUGUGCAGAGCCCCAAGGCUCCCAUUAUUAGUCCAAACGGCACAAGACUCUCUCCCAUUGCCCCUGCUCCCGGCUUUGUACCUUCUGCAGCAAAAACCACUCCUCCGGCUGAUUCUUCGAGAAUAAGAAGUCACAUUUGCAGCUACCCAGGAUGUGGGAAAACAUACUUCAAGAGCUCCCAUUUGAAGGCCCAUGUCAGAACACACACAGGAGAAAAGCCUUUCAGCUGCAGCUGGAAGGGCUGUGAGAGGAGGUUUGCACGAUCUGAUGAACUGUCUCGCCAUCGCAGAACGCAUACUGGGGAGAAGAAGUUUGCCUGCCCCAUGUGUGAGCGGCGGUUCAUGAGGAGCGACCAUUUAACGAAGCAUGCCCGUCGCCACUUGUCGGCCAAGAAGUUGCCCAACUGGCAGAUGGAAGUGAGCAAGCUGAACGACGUCGCUGUGCCGACCGCAGCAGCCACCGCGCACUAG